Messenger RNA from Aspergillus nomiae NRRL 13137, 957 nucleotides. RefSeq names its product putative CBF/NF-Y family transcription factor (gene cbfA). The transcript has 3 exons. Gene Ontology annotation, biological process: leading strand elongation; DNA damage response; heterochromatin formation. Lineage: Eukaryota; Fungi; Ascomycota; Eurotiomycetes; Eurotiales; Aspergillaceae. The coding region runs from base 1 to 957 and encodes 318 amino acids. Gene Ontology annotation, cellular component: CHRAC; epsilon DNA polymerase complex. The record is from RefSeq and is a predicted model, not a curated record. Gene Ontology annotation, molecular function: chromatin DNA binding; protein heterodimerization activity.
AUGCCACCCCGAAAAUCCACGGGCGAAACCGUCGAAGACGCAGCAGCAUCCUCACCACAGGCCCAGACGCAAUCGCCGUCGACACAAACGCAACCGAUCCAAGCCACAGAGCAACAACUCAAGGCUAGGGCUGAGGGGGGUGUUAGUAUUGAGGACUACCUCCUCCCCCGCUCCCUCACACUUCGGCUUGCGAAGUCGGUCCUCCCACCGAACACCUCCAUCCAGAAGGAUGCAGUCCUCGCUAUCCAGAAAGCGGCUACGGUGUUUGUGUCGUAUCUCUCUUCGCAGUAUUACUCCCCGCCCCCUCCCUUUUAUUUCCCCCCCCUCUCUUUUCUUUUUGUGUCGGAUAAUGAAGGGAUAGUGUGUGCCAAUGAAGCGACUUUGAAGCGGACGGUUGCGCCGUCGGAUGUCUUUAGUGCGAUUUCGGAAUUGGAGUUUGACGGGUUCCGGUCGAGGCUGGAGAAAGAGCUGGAUGCGUUUACGGAGUUGAAGGCCGGGAAGAGGAAGGCGAAGAAGGGGGAUGCUGAGGCAACUGCGACGGAGGGCGCAAAGGGGAGUGCGGCUUCGGAGGGUGGUGGUGCUUCCAGGGGGGCGAAGAGGGUGAAGAGGGCUGAAGGAGAGGAGGCUGCUUCUAGUCGGCCGGAGGAGGGGGAUGAUGGGGAUGAGACGCAGGAUGAGGCGGAGCAGGUGGAUGAGCAUGAGCAUGAGCAUGAGCAUGAGCAUGAGUCUGAGGCCGAGGAGGAAGAUGAGGGUGAAGAAGAGGAAGAAGAGGAGGAGGAGCUGGGUGAGGAAGAGGAUAUCGAUCGGGUGGAGGACUUGGAUCGUGACCCGAGAGCGAAACGGGUCAUGGACCGGAUGCUGCUGGGGAUGAGUCGGACAGUGAUGACGAUGCUGGGCCGUCGUCACAGCUGCGGGGGGAUUUGGGGUUGGGUUGAUUCCGUAUGGUUCUACUGCUAA